AUGGGAAGUUGGGAAGGAAGAUUGGUGAGUGAAUUGAGAGCUUUCGAAUUGGAGAAUAGUAGUGAGAUGGCUCAUAGAACUGCAGAUAAAGAAGAUUUUCUUAACCACAGAUGGGAUGAAGGAAUUGAAUCAAACAAUGAAGUAUAUGAAAGAUUGACAGGAUAUUUGAAAGAAAUUGUUUCAGAAAAACAACUUUAUGGAGACAGAAUUCUUGUUGUUACACACGGUGGUGUAUUGAACUCAAUCAUGUAUACUUUUAAUUAUACAAAGGGUUAUCGUUGGAAGGUUUCUAAUUGUGCUUGGUUGAAAAUAAGGAUAUCUGAAAAUGGAAAUAUUGAAUUAGUUGAAUAUAACAAUAUUGAAUUGGAAAAUAGUACCAAUUAA
Messenger RNA from Naegleria gruberi, 384 nucleotides. RefSeq lists its product as uncharacterized. The record is from RefSeq and is a predicted model, not a curated record. The transcript has a single exon. Lineage: Eukaryota; Heterolobosea; Eutetramitea; Acrasida; Naegleriidae. The coding region runs from base 1 to 384 and encodes 127 amino acids.